Molecule: messenger RNA, 1348 nt
Organism: Austrofundulus limnaeus
Lineage: Eukaryota; Metazoa; Chordata; Actinopteri; Cyprinodontiformes; Rivulidae
Product: SH3 domain-binding protein 5
Biological process (GO): intracellular signal transduction
Cellular component (GO): cytoplasm
Molecular function (GO): protein kinase inhibitor activity
Source: RefSeq, a predicted model, not a curated record
ACUUUGUGUUCUGUUUCGGGUCUGGCUGUGGGUCUGGUCCGUCCUCGUGCAGGGCUCCACGUGAAGGGCCCACCCUCUCCACUCAGGGGCCCCUGAUCGUCUGCGGCGAGGAGGCCCCUCGCUGCUGUGCUCAGUUUGCUGAAGACUGAUUUUUGUUGUUGCUUUGAGCAUGGAAGGAAGCGGGAGUAACUGUGAGGAUGAGGAGUGUCCUCAGGAGGAGGAAGAAGUGGACCCCAGGAUCCAGGGAGAACUGGAGAAGCUGAACCAGUCUACAGAUGACAUUAACCGCUGGGAGACUGAGCUGGAGGACUACCGUCAGAGGUUUCGGGCUGUGCUGGUGGAAGCUACAUUGAAGCUGGACUAUCUGAUGACGAAGUAUGGACGAGCGGUGGAUGACUCCAGACCUUACUGGGAAGCCCGCAAAAUGGCAAGAAAGGCCCAGGUAGAAGCGCAUAAAGCUACUCAGGAAUUCCAGCGAGCUGUCGAGAUCCUGCGGGCAGCCAAAGAGACCAUCGCCCUGGCAGAGGCGAAGCUUGAAGAGGACACUCGCCAGUUUGACUCAGCCUGGCAGGAAAUGCUCAACCACGCUACGCAGAAAGUGAUGGAGGCCGAGCAGGCGAAAGCACAGACUGAAGCAGAGCACAGAAAAACAGCAGUGGUGUACACCUGCUGUAUGAACCACAUGAGGCAGCUGGAGAAGAAGCUGAAGCGCUCCAUAAGCAAAUCCAGACCCUAUUUUGAACUGAAAAGCAGAUAUUAUGUGGAGCUGGAGGAGCUGAAACGCCAAGUGGAUGAGCGUCAGGCCAAGGUUGCAGCUGCCAAGGCUGAGUACCGCACAGCGUUACGUAACUUGGAGGGCAUCUCAGAGGAGAUCCAUGCCCAUCGACGCUCCCUCGCUAUAGGAACCAGAGAGCGUGGCGUUGGUGCGGAGGUGGACGAAGGUCACGAUGACAUCGCCAAUUUCACCAUGGAGUCAGAUGGUUUGUCUAUGGUGUCAGUAUCAAUGGAUGAAGAGGCCAGUCAGAGCUCUGAGGAGGAGGCUGACACUCACACCACCACCUCCUCGCACAAAACGAUACCUUCCUCACCAUCCACUUCUUCAUUCCAUCCUCCUCCUUCUGCCUCCACUCCGCUCAGCAUGCCUGGUCUUUUCCCCACCUCCCUCUCAUCUCCCUCCUCCUCUUCCUCCAUCUCGUCCUCUUCGUGUCCUGGUGGUCUGGAGUUUGAGCGCCCCUGCAGCUCUCACAGCCCAGACUUUGUGUGUGGUUCUGCACACACCUCACCAGUACUGGGCCCUCGCAGCCAGUGCAGUGGAGCUUCAUCUCCAGACUGUGACCAGGAGAGAGGU